UCGAAAAUGGCGUCUCCGUUCUGCACGCAUAAACGAAGUCCCGAGGUAGAAGAUGCGUUUGAGGUGAUGACUGAAGAGGAGUUCCGGCGGCACUUUCGUCUGUCCAAACGAACAGUGCGUAGCUUGUGCGACGAACUUGACUCCAUCAUCGGAUGCCAGCGAGCCAGUGGCCUUUCCACAGAGAGGAAGGUGUUGUGUGCCCUGCGAUUCUUUGCAACCGGGUCCUUCCAGGAGAGUGUAGGUUACGAAGAGUUCAUCGGCAUGUCUCAGGCCUCCGUCAGCGACACAAUUCAUGAAGUGGCGGAGGCUGUCAUCGUCCUUGGUAGGCGACGGAAGUUGGUGGACUUUCCGUUGACGGCGGCUGCCAAGGAAGAGGCGAAGGCGGCAUUCGCGCGACUUGGCCGCAUUCCUGGUGUACUUGCGUGCGUGGACGGCACACUGAUCGCCAUUGAGAAGCCGGAAGGCCUCAGCAUAGCGGACACGGCGAGCUUCAUGACCCGGAAGGGGUUUUAUGCACUCAACGUUAUGAUCGUGUGCGACGCAGACCUCCGCAUACUGGUCAUCGACCCCCGUUUUCCAGGGUCGUGCGACGACUCCUGGGUGUGGAGGCGCAACCCACUGUGGAAAUGCCUCGCCUCACAACUUCAGCCUGGUGAAUAUGUACUUGGUGACUCUGGCUAUCCUUUGGAGCCGUGGCUAAUGAUACCGGUUCCUGGCCAUCCACGCGCCGUCUCCCCCGAAGGCCUCUACAACAAGGAGCACACCACCAUGCGAAAUGUUGUGGAAAGGUGCAUCGAAGUGCUGAAGAGCAGGUUCCGCUGCUUGCAGCACUACAGGCCUCUGCUCUACAGGCCCUACCAAGCAGCGGCAAUUGUUUCUGCCUGCGCUGCUCUCCACAACAUGGCCUUGGAGGCAGGCGAGCCACUGUUCGAUGAGGACGACGACAGUGGAGAAGCACCAAGCGAUCCACACCAAGACGAUGCAGAGUAUGACAUCUACCUCAAGGGCAGGCAGCAACGCGAUGCAGUCGUCAGCCUGUUCCAGUGUGCACAAGGCAUGCCUGGCGACAGUGCACCACCGGCACCACAGGACUGAGUGACCUCUUUGUGGGCCGGCCCCGUCCCUGAGCUCCCGGAGGAUGGCCUCUUGUGCCGCGGCUGCACGCUCCGCUGCCUCCGCUGAAGCAGGGCUGUACUUUCCUCUGCAGCCAGGGCCAGUCUCCCCAUGCUGCAGCUUAUGGCCUGGAGCACCUGAAAUGAACGUGUGGAUAACCAUGACUUCUUCGCUACCAGCUGUCACCUGGAAGCUCUUGUUUGCAAGAAUCUGCGUGCGCACAACAAUUUCCUCUCUGACGAAUGGCCACUGGCCUCGCGGCAUCCAGUAGUGGUGCCAAGUGCGACGUACAAGCCAUGCACUGUUCGUUCGGACAGACCAAAGUCCUGCCAGAACUCCUCUUCAGUCAUCACCUCAAACGCACCUCAAACCUCCAAACAGCCCUUUUCAGGGCUAACCAACUGUGUGCCCGGCUGUAGCUCACUUGGAAGCUCAGACUCCGUUUCCAAAUACCUCAUGCAUUUCCAAUCGGUGCUCACAGUAUCUUAAUUUCUCACAGUCAUGAUUCCAUAAUGAAUGAAGAGUAAAAAUAAUUGUUCUCUUGCAAUAAGCUGCAAUAUACAAAUUGAUCUACUUAUCCUCAGCAUGUCUGCUCCCUGCACUAAACCGCGGGCACACUGUGACUGCAUAUCAGUCAACAAACACGUCAGUGCAACGUGCGCGUGGUUGUCGAGGUGGUCGAGCAGGCCGCCCUCGAGGUCCUGCGGUAGGGGGCUGGCGCUCUGGAAACGGGCAAUGUUUAAUGAACUUGCACUGCAUUGCACAUUACAUCUAAAGGUAGUGAUGCUGAUUUGAUGUGCUAAUGGGAUUCUUCACUUAAGUGUGAAAGCUAACUUCAACUAAUGGCUUGCAAAUGAGCAGCACUUACCAGAGGGUGUAGCAACAACUUCGGCGGCUCGCGUGCACCUGCAGUUGGUGCACAAGAGUGAAUGCAAUGCAAUUUUCCAUCUUAGGUACACACAUUUGGCAAAAAGGUAAAAACAUACAUAAAUACAAAUAAAAAAAAACCUUCACAAUGGCACUUACCUGACGUGGAGCUUGUGGCUGCCGCCUCCAUAGUCUGCACCACCUCCAUGGGUGCCGGAGGUGCAUCGUCCUGGUAAGUGUCAAGAACACAUAUAAGCCUCCCUUCACUACAAUGUGUUG
This is a messenger RNA of Rhipicephalus sanguineus (brown dog tick), 2259 nucleotides long. RefSeq names its product putative nuclease HARBI1. The coding region runs from base 7 to 1095 and encodes 362 amino acids. The transcript is spliced from 4 exons. NCBI's taxonomy places the organism in Eukaryota, Metazoa, Arthropoda, Arachnida, Ixodida, Ixodidae. The record is from RefSeq and is a predicted model, not a curated record.